CCACUCCGGAGUCUCCAUACCCGCUGUCCCGGCGCGCCUGGCCCCGCACCGCCCCCGCUGCCCGGCCACGCGUGCCCGCACACCCUCGCGCCUUUCCCCCGAGACGGCGGACGGACGCCGCACGAUUAGGGAGGCAACUUGCCAUUUCCCUUUCUUUUUUUUUUAAUUAAAAUUAUUUUUCCUGCUUAUUGUUAGGGGGGAGGAGAGAUUUUUGUUUUGUUUACAAUUUUUUGUUUGAGAAAAAAACCCCACUGGAGGAGUUUGCGUGACAUCCGGGAUCUAGAAGCGGAGACCACCGAGGCAGGCAGGCAGGCAGGAGGGCGGGCGGACUGACGCCGGCGGUGCACCGCGAAGGACAAAAGGAGUCCAGUGUUGCUCGAAGCAUCGGAUCCCUCCCGGCGCCCAGCAUGAAGAAAGCCGAAGUGGGCAGGUUCAGUAUUUCCCCGGAUGAGGACAGCAGCAGCUACAGCUCCAACAGCGACUUCAACUACCCCUACCCCACCAAGCAAGCUGCCCUGAAAAGCCAUUAUGUAGAUGUAGAUCCUGAAAACCAGAACUUUUUACUUGAAUCGAAUUUGGGGAAAAAGAAGUAUGAAACAGACUUUCAUCCGGGUACUACUUCCUUUGGAAUGUCAGUAUUUAAUCUGAGCAAUGCGAUUGUGGGCAGUGGAAUCCUUGGGCUUUCUUAUGCCAUGGCUAAUACUGGAAUUGCUCUGUUUAUAAUUCUCUUGACAUUUGUGUCAAUAUUUUCCCUGUAUUCUGUUCAUCUCCUUUUGAAGACUGCCAAUGAAGGAGGGUCUUUAUCAUAUGAACAGUUGGGACACAAAGCAUUUGGAAUGGCUGGAAAGCUUGCAGCUUCUGGAUCGAUUACAAUGCAAAAUAUUGGAGCUAUGUCAAGCUACCUCUUCAUAGUGAAAUAUGAGUUACCUUUGGUGAUCAAGGCAUUAAUGAACAUUGAAGAUACAACUGGACAGUGGUAUCUGAACGGGGACUAUUUGGUUCUCCUGGUGUCGUUGCUGCUCAUUCUUCCUUUAUCACUGCUGAAAAAUUUAGGAUAUUUGGGAUAUACCAGUGGCCUUUCCUUGCUGUGUAUGCUGUUCUUUCUGAUUGUGGUGAUUUGCAAGAAAUUUGAGAUUGCUUGUCCUUUUGAAGAUACAAUAAGCAUAAACAGCACCUUCAUAGAUCCAACAGCUUUAGUACCUCAUAUGGCAUUUAACACGACUGAUGAUGGUUCUUGCAGACCGCAUUAUUUUUUCUUCAACUCACAGACUGUGUAUGCUGUCCCAAUUCUGACUUUUUCAUUUGUUUGUCAUCCUGCUAUUCUUCCCAUUUAUGAAGAGCUGAAAGACCGCAGCCGUAGAAGGAUGAUGAAUGUAUCCAAGAUUUCAUUUUUUGCUAUGUUUCUCAUGUACCUGUUUGCUGCCCUUUUUGGAUACUUGACAUUUUAUGAUAAAGUUGAGUCCGAAUUGCUUCAUACAUACUCGAAAGUCUUAGGAGCUGAUAUCCUUCUUCUCAUUGUCCGUCUGGCUGUGUUAAUGGCUGUCACCCUGACUGUUCCAGUGGUUAUUUUCCCAAUCCGGAGUUCCAUAACUCAGUUGUUUUGUCCAAAAAAAGAUUUCACUUGGUGGCGUCAUGGUCUCAUUACAGUAUCGAUCUUGGCAUUUACCAAUCUGCUUGUCAUCUUUGUCCCAACUAUUAGAGAUAUCUUUGGUUUCAUUGGUGCAUCUGCAGCUGCUAUGUUGAUUUUUAUUCUUCCGUCUGCCUUCUAUAUCAAGUUAGUUAAGAAAGAGUCCAUGAAGUCUGUGCAAAAGAUUGGGGCUUUGUUCUUCCUGUUGAGUGGCUUUGUGGUGAUGAUCGGAAGCAUGGUGUUGAUUAUCCUGGAUUGGGUACACAAUGCCCAUUAACUGGCACUACCAAAACUUCAGUUGUCCAUUUGAUGCCAGUGUUGAGUCAACUCUCAACUGCUAUGAAAUUUCACCUGAUGUUUUCAGUUUCACUUCCUUUUGAAGUGCAGAUUCCUCGCUGGUUCUUCUGAGUGCAGAAUAAGUGAACUCUUUUUUUUGUUUGUUUGUUUUUUUAUUUUUUAUUUUUUUAUUUUUUUAAAGGAACUAUUCUGUAUGAUAGAAAUGGACAUUAACAACAAAACCACGAGUCUCGGGUUAAUGGAAGUGACAAUUUUAUUCCAUUCCAGAGAAUGGACGAACUCUUAACUUUUAUCAAGCCACAUGUUUGGCUGUGUCAUUGUUUAAACUUGGAUAUUUUAUGGUUUUACUUGAAUGUGCCUAAUGGAACCAUUUGAUGUGAGAAACAAUUCUUAAUUUACAGCAAAGUAUUGAAAUAACCAUUGAGAAAAACACUAUUAUUUUUUGUACCAAAAAUAUUUAAAGACCUCAGAAGCACUAUUUUACUUUAAAAAAAAAAAAAAAAUGCUUUUUUUGAACAUUGUCCAAAAACAGUUGUCAGUAAAUUCCGUAAAAAAAAUUUUAAUUGUUUAAAAACAAAUGUAAGUAUUAUGAAAUGAAUUGCCUUUUUGUAGGCAUAAUAAGCCAAAUAUGUUUUUUAUCCAAAAUGAUUUUUAGAAAAAAAUGAUGUAAUGAAAAAUUGUACUAUGAGUAGGAGCAUAGUUUUUUUCCAUUCAGACUUCACCAUUUAAGGAUAAUUGAUUGCCUAUUAUACCAAAUCAGAUGAACCCUGUUCAUCAUUUUUCUUCUCUGUUCCCAAAUAAUUUAGUUCAUUCAGAUAAAUAUUUAUGGCUUCAGUCUAUUAGAAUGGAAGAUAAUGCAGAUAUUUCUGUGGGGAGUAAAAUAACUAAUUUUGAGGUACCAAAUAGUGCAAUUGGGUAAAACAGGGUUUAUUCAGUUGCAUCUGUUUCCAGAGUUGGGUUGACAGCUCUGGGUUUUUUGGGCCAGCCCUUUUUUAACUGCUUCCAGCAGUGGAAAAUGGGCAUUUGAUGGCAAUAAGGCCAAAACUAUUCUAACCAGAGUACAACUUUUCAAAAAUGCUCAUCUACUACUGGAAGUGUGAAUUACUUGAUACUGUAUGGCUUAGUCAUGUUCAUGUUUCGUCUGCAGUUGAGGUCUAAUCUACAGUUUACACCGGUAUUUGGAAUAAUGUAAGUUCUCUUUAAAUAGGCCACUGGGUUUCAUGCAGUAAGCUUUCUAAAAAACUUACUUGCACUGGACUGUCAUCUCAUUCUUGUACAACACAGAAUUAUUUGUUUACAUCCAACAAAUGGUUAGCUAGGGGAAACAGUGCAACCUGGGUGUAAGUUAGUUGGUACAACUGCAUGUUCACCCUUCCACAUAAAUUCCAGUUAGAACUGAAAACAAAACAAAACAAAAAAAAAACUAGUUGGCUUUUAAGAGCACAUUUAUUGUAUGUUACGGUGUAUGGUGAAUAUAUUAUUAAAUAAUGUGGUACUUUGCUCAUCAGGCAUAAUGUCUAAAAUCUAUUAUACAUAAUUCCAUUAGUGGUUGAGGGAAGCAAAUAAUGGAAUCAUCGAUUGGUCAUCUGGCUGUUAAGGUUUUCUCUUGAACUAAACAUUUUUUUAGUUCUAAGCAAGGGCCAGAAAUGGGGCAGACAUGGUUUUUGUUACACAUUCUUGUAUUAUAUGUGACUAGCUUAUAGAUCAGAUAUGUCUGUACUUAAAAAGACCCUUGUGGAACUGGAAGACGUCUUGUAGUGCUACUUUGGUGAAACCAAUGGUCCAUUUGUGUUUGUUUCUACAAAAAUAACUGGGGACCGCCUAGAAAGGCAGUGAGAAGACAGAUUCUACAGCACUGCUUUCAUUUACGGUAAUUGGGCUUUGGUACUCCCUUCGAAUCCAGAACCUCGCCUUUAUUUCAAGACCAAGAAUUGGCACUUCUGCUGGAGUUCCUGAGAAAAUACCAAGUAAAGGUUUAUGUCCUUUCCUGGGAAGGAAAUAUAAUCCAUCAACCAGGAAAGAAUGGGAAAAAAGUCCUCAUAGCUAAUCAGUGUGGGGAGACAUCCACUCUUCUUUGUCUGUUGGAGGUUCAAAAUCAGUUGCUGAGGAUUAAUUCCAUUGCAUGAUCUUGGAGCUCUCUUGUCUGUCGUGAGGUUCCUGAACAGUGAAUUCCCAUUAAUAAGCAGUCUUCAGUAUUAAAACCACUGUCUUGUCACCUCAUUUUGCAUUACUGUCUUCCUUGGAUGUUUCAGUUAUAACUGUAAUGUUAUUUAUAGAACAGCAGUAAUCCAUUAAAGCUAACCUAUUUUUCAAUAUUUAUGAUAAUCUAUGUACAUACAUUGUCUGUCCAUAUGUAUUUGUAAAUAGUGUUGUAUAUAAUUCCAUGGGUCAGGUUUGGGUCUUGGGUUCAAAUGUAUAUAUUCCUGUAACUUUCUUAACUGCAUUUUGAUGAAUUCACAUUAUGUAUAUCUAAGAAUUGUCCCAAAAUUACCUGUACAGAGAUGUCAAUAUAAACAAAUUGAUAAAUUGUGUAAACACUAAAAAUUUUAAAUAUCAUUUAAAUUGUAUUUGCAAUAAACAGACUGGUUAACCAUUUUUUUUUUUCAUGAAAACUUGGUGCAAAUUUAGAUCUCUUAUUUAAAUUUUAAAAAGAUCUAAAUUUUCAAAAUGCAGUAGUUAUCAAAAUGUGAUCUAGUGUAAUGAAAUCAAAUGUGAUCUAGUAUAAGGAAAGACCUUUGAGAACCUACAUGUGUUAAUCUUAUGUAUAUAGUGUAAAAAACCCCUUGUACUGUUAGAGGCCAACAAUUCCAGUAUGACUUGUUGGCAAAGAGUGCUACACCGUUUCAAUGAAACAAUGUAUGUUUUAACUGAACUAAAAUAAAUACAUGCUUAAUCCUGA
Messenger RNA from Pipistrellus kuhlii (Kuhl's pipistrelle), 4823 nucleotides. RefSeq names its product solute carrier family 38 member 2 (gene SLC38A2). Lineage: Eukaryota; Metazoa; Chordata; Mammalia; Chiroptera; Vespertilionidae. The transcript has 16 exons. The record is from RefSeq and is a predicted model, not a curated record. Gene Ontology annotation, biological process: amino acid transmembrane transport; L-glutamine transport. Gene Ontology annotation, molecular function: L-glutamine transmembrane transporter activity. The coding region runs from base 408 to 1904 and encodes 498 amino acids.